AUGUUGCACAAUAACAACGGCACUGCCAAUAGCACAGGCACCGGCGCUGUCUCCGGCACCGGCAACCCUCUCCAACGCCACGAGAGCCGAAAGUCCCAGUCCAGGCGAAGCUCGUACACGCAGCAGGCCAGAGCCAGCAAAAGACGAAAAUCGUCCAUCCAAAUGUCAGAGCCCUCGGACAACCAGAAAUUUCUCCCCGCUGAGUACAUCCACUGCGACAAGAUGGAGUUGAUCACCAUUAUCUCGAGAAUGUUGUCCUCCAUCGUGUCCAUCAACGAUUCGAGAACGUCUUUGGACGUCCAUUACCUCAACAGUGCAAGCCUCACAAGAUUCCACUCCCGGUCGCCUCCCCACAUAUCCAUUUACAGCUACCUCGUCCGACUUUCUCACUACUCGUCCCUCGAAAACUGCGUCUUGAUAGCGACGGUCUACUAUAUAGACCUCUUGACCAUCAAAUACCCGUCCUUUGCGCUCAACUCUUUGACCGUCCAUCGUUUCCUGUUGACCGCCACCACUAUCGCCUCAAAGGCGCUCUGCGACUUCUUCUGCUCCAAUAAUCAUUACGCCAAAGUGGGCGGUGUCAACAUCAUAGAGUUGAACCUCUUGGAGGUUGAGUUUCUCAAGUGGGUCAACUACAGAGUCAUUCCUCGAGACUUCAACUACGACUCCGUGUGCGAAAGGAAGAACUCGGCGGGCGCCGUCGAAGUAAACCAAGUUAACUCCCUCAAAUUUGGCAUUUCCACUGCUGAAGAAAUCUUGAGUCUAUACUACGAAAAAAUGAUAGGCUUGGUCGGCGGUGGCAACUUGGAUGCCAACGGAGCCGACAAAAGCAUAAUACAAGUAGGUCACAACGACGAUCAGAUUUAUCGCCUCGAGGUACCGGACGAUCUGGCGUCCCUCAUGUCUUCUUCCUCCUCCUCUUCUUCUUCACUGUCGAGCAACGAGACUGAAGAUGAUGAAGGUAGUUCAGCAUAUAAAGGCGGAGAGCCUCUCAACACCCAUCCCGAGGCAGGGAAAGCCUCACAUAAAAGCGAGAAAGCUCCUGCCACCACCAAACCCGUCGUUGGGAGCAAUGGCUCUAGGAAGAACAGUCUCAACAUCCUGAUCUCUCCAUCAGCCGCUAGCACUCCUACUACUACGAAUUCCGCUGCUAUGGGGGCUAACAACCGUCUCUCUCGUCCAACUUUAAACACCACCGUCCCAAACGACCUUCAGGUGAACUCCCCGGUUGACACUUUACAGCUCAAUUCUAGGAUUCCAAGCACAGCUAAUAUCGUAACUGCACAAAUGAAGAGCAAUACUUCGCCGACUUUCUUGCAAUCUCCGGGGAUCUCAACGCUCUUCUUACUCAACCAUGCUCUGAUUGCCACUGCUGACAAUGAAAAGAUUGAGAAAUACAGGCUAUUAUCGAUGACUUACACUACGCCAGAUCAACUCAUUGCCGAACUGACCACUAACGGAUACAAACAGGUCUCGGAGUUGCUCAACACUAGCAACAAGAACUUGUUCAUCGGGCCAAACAACCUCUUGGACGAAGACAAGAUUGAGUCCGCCAGGAUCUUCACAAAACCAAUAUACACAAAAGAUCAGUUAGAUUUGGUCUACCCACGUGAUGAGCUCAAUCCAAAUACAUGGGAGCAUUUAACAUGCGUUCAGAUACUAGACCAACAUACUGUUCUCCGUACUACAGAAAACACAAGAUCUUCUUCUCCGAUCUCUAACCACAUGAUUGGGGUGUUCAAACUCGGAAGGAACUUGACAUCGCAUAUGCACAUAGUUCACGGCGGAGCCAUUGCUGCAAUCAUCGACGAGUAUUUUGUAAAAGUGGUCUUUCCCCUCACUCCUGACUCCUUUGCGGUAACUGCGAACCUCAACAUCAAUUACAUGCGUCCUGUCAAGUUCCAGGAGCACGAACGCACGAUUGACGUCAUUUUAGACUGCUUCGUGGUUGAAGCAACGAAGGGCCGUAAAUUCACUGUAAAAGGAGCUUUGGAGGAUUUGCAAGGGAGGAAAUUUUGUGUAGGAGAGCUUCUUGUCGUUGUUCCAAAGGAGCAGCUUUGA
Messenger RNA from Pichia membranifaciens NRRL Y-2026, 2061 nucleotides. RefSeq lists its product as hypothetical. Gene Ontology annotation, cellular component: cyclin-dependent protein kinase holoenzyme complex; nucleus. Gene Ontology annotation, molecular function: cyclin-dependent protein serine/threonine kinase regulator activity; protein kinase binding. Gene Ontology annotation, biological process: regulation of cyclin-dependent protein serine/threonine kinase activity. Bases 1 to 2061 code for a protein of 686 amino acids. NCBI's taxonomy places the organism in Eukaryota, Fungi, Ascomycota, Pichiomycetes, Pichiales, Pichiaceae. The record is from RefSeq and is a predicted model, not a curated record. The transcript has 2 exons.